Molecule: messenger RNA, 1254 nt
Organism: Alnus glutinosa
Lineage: Eukaryota; Viridiplantae; Streptophyta; Magnoliopsida; Fagales; Betulaceae
Exons: 1
Coding region: 1-1254 (417 amino acids)
Molecular function (GO): catalytic activity
Source: RefSeq, a predicted model, not a curated record
AUGAAGGUUCUUUCAUGGAAUAUAAGGGGCCUUAAUAACCCCUUAAAACAAAAGGAGAUUAGAAGGUUGGUUAGAAGUCUCAAUAUUUCUGUUGUUUGUUUGGAUGAGACUAGAGUGCAAGAGUGUAAUGCUCUGAGUAUUCUUGGCUCCAUGUUUCCUGGUUGGAAGUUCUUUAACAACUAUAGUAUGCACAGGCUGGGGAAGGUGUGGUUAUGUCGGGACCCCGGGAUCAGUUCAGUUUCAUUGGUGGACGCUCAUUCUCAGGUUUUGACCUGCAUGGUGCAUCUUAAUGUAAAUAGUAGCUCUUGGCUCAUAUCUACUGUUUAUGGGGCUAAUCAAGGGUUAGAAAGAAGAUCUCUUUGGAGAAGGUUGGAAUUCUUGAAGAGAGGGUUGAACUCAUUCCCCUGGCUUUUAGUAGGAGAUUUCAAUGCAAUCCGGAGCCAUAAAGAAAACUGGGGUGGGGGAGGUUUAUCUUGCUAUGAUAUUGAGUUUGAUGAUUUGGCUUACUGUGGCUGCCUUCAUACCUGGUCCAAUAAACAAAGUGGCCCGGCUUUUAUAUCUAAAAAGCUAGAUCGAGUAUUAGCUAACAUUGAGUGGAUUCAGAAAUUUGGUAAUACCUCAGUAGAUUUUUUGGAGGCUGGAAUCUCUAAUCACUCCCCUGCUUUGAUUGAGGUUGAGAAGUAUGUUAGCUUUGGUCCUAAGCCCUUUAAAUUCUUUAAUUUUUGGGCGGAUCACAAACUCUUUCUUCAAUGGGUUGAAGAUGGUUGGAAACAUUCGGUGGAAGGUUACUCGAUGUUCAAGCUUUUCUCCAAAUUGAAGGCUGUCAAGAAGAUUCUCAAAGUGAAAAACUUGGAGAUAUUUGGAGGCUUGAGGCAGAAAGUAAAUAAGGCUAAAAAUGAACUUGAUCUGGCUCAAUCCGCUUUCAUUGCUUCCCAUGGUGAUGAGGAUUGUCUUAAGAAUGAGAAGGAAUGCCUUCAUGCUUAUAUUUCUCUUACUCUUGCAGAGGAGAAUUUUUUAAAGCAAAAGGCUAGUAAUAAUUGGCUCAAUCUUGGAGAUGGAAAUACUUCUUUCUUCCAUAAGUCUAUUAAGCUGAGGAAUUCUGCCAAUCUUGUGAAAGUCUUAAAAGAUGAUGAAGGCAAUAGAGGGAAGAUUGGGAGCAAAUCAAAGCUAUGGCUGUUGGUUAUUAUCAGAAGCUCCUUGGGAGUACUAAUCAUGAUUUUUCUAGUGAAAAGGCAGACAGGAUCACUAAGUUGA